AUGCAGUUCAACCUUUUCACCACCGCCUCCAUCCUGUUGGCCAGCACCUCUCUUUUGGCUGCAGCCCUCCCCCAAAGCCUUGCCAACCGCAACUCUCCUCCAGUUUGCGGUACUUGCAACCCAGUCUCUGGCAAGAACUUCUGUGACGUCACCACCUCUUGCAUCAACACUGGAUCUACCUUCCACUGCGCCUGCCGUGCUGGCUACAAGGCGAGCCCUCGCAACAACGACUUCAACAAGCAGUUCCGUCUGCCAUUCAAGAACUACGAGUUCCUCGUUUUCGUGCCAGAGAACACCGCUUGCAACACCCUCUGCAACGACUGGACCCUGCCACCACCAGCCUUGUGCUCUGAGGUUCCUCUUUACAACCAGUGCAGAGUUUAA
Messenger RNA from Nannizzia gypsea CBS 118893, 384 nucleotides. Its product is annotated as phase specific protein. Lineage: Eukaryota; Fungi; Ascomycota; Eurotiomycetes; Onygenales; Arthrodermataceae. Bases 1 to 384 code for a protein of 127 amino acids. The transcript has a single exon. The record is from RefSeq and is a predicted model, not a curated record.